GCCACCGUAGCGCUUGUGCAAACUGAUCAAGCACUUCUUUCCCGUUUCCCUUUCCGAUUACGUGAAAAUCGACAGAAAUGGCCAAAUCGAAGAAUCACACGAACCAUAAUCAGAGCAGAAAAGCUCACCGUAAUGGAAUCCAAAAGCCUAAGAAGUACAGGCAUGAAUCUACCCUUGGUAUGGACUUGAAAUUCUUGCGGAAUCAGCGUUUUGCUAAGAAACACAACCUGAAGCCAAAAGCACAGUUGAAAAGGGCAGCAGAACGUAAAUCCGCACGUGAGGCUAAGAAAUGAAUUGCCUCUGUGUUUUCUCCUGUAUAACAAUAAAAGUAUAAAAUGAAACCCUAA
Molecule: messenger RNA, 347 nt
Organism: Athalia rosae (coleseed sawfly)
Lineage: Eukaryota; Metazoa; Arthropoda; Insecta; Hymenoptera; Athaliidae
Gene: RpL29
Product: 60S ribosomal protein L29-1
Exons: 4
Coding region: 78-293 (71 amino acids)
Biological process (GO): cytoplasmic translation
Cellular component (GO): ribosome; cytosolic large ribosomal subunit
Molecular function (GO): structural constituent of ribosome
Source: RefSeq, a predicted model, not a curated record